Molecule: messenger RNA, 2867 nt
Organism: Apus apus (common swift)
Lineage: Eukaryota; Metazoa; Chordata; Aves; Apodiformes; Apodidae
Gene: BCAS1
Product: brain enriched myelin associated protein 1
Exons: 12
Coding region: 1-1893 (630 amino acids)
Biological process (GO): myelination
Source: RefSeq, a predicted model, not a curated record
AUGGGGAACACAAUGAGCAUCCCAGAGGAAACUGAAGAAGACAAUACAUGCACAGUAAAGAGCUAUCAGGCUCUGUCUGAGUCUCCUGACAACAUUAAAAAUGGAUCUGUUGCUUUUGUUCAGACUCAUUCUCCUACAAUGAAUGGUGAAGUGGCUGCAAAGGCAAGUGUUUCAGGGGAUAAUGUGGCCGUUUCUUCCUCCAAGACAAUGGAGCAGAGCCCCGUUCCCGAGGCGGGCGGGCAGAGCCUUGGGAGAGCUGCCAGGAGAGCUCUGCCAUCUGCUCAAUCCCGCUCUGUCUUCGCCUUUGCAUGGGCUGUACCAGGGCGUACUGAAGAUCCAGCUAGAGAUUCAUCAGUUGGAUCGGCGAGGCUUGAUGUCAGCUCAGAGGCGCCUGCAGCGAACAAAGGGCCAAGUGACAGCCUGGAGGUUCCCGCGGCAGCUGCACGGGAGGAAGGGGCACAUAAAAACCUGAGCCAGGCCCUGCCGCCAGCCUCGCUGGGAGACAUCGAUCUCACAGCAUCAGUGACACCUGAGGGAGAGGGUACGGCCGCCUCAAAGCCAAAAGAAGUAACCUUCUUUGACAGGAUCUUCAAACUGGAGAAGGGAAAGGAAAGCAGUAAAAAGCGGAGUGACCCCCAGGAGGAAAGGCAGACCUCAGACCUUCCCGACAGGCGCAUCACCGUGACAGAGGCUGCAGGAUUACAGAGCACGGCAACCAGCAUCCCGCAGGGGAAGGAGAUAGAUGACUGCAACCAAAAAGACCUACGGCAGGACUCAGCAGGUGUCACUGGUCCCACUGCUGAGCAACCUGAAAAGGCAGAGGUAAAACAAAACAACCCCCAGCCAGCUGCUGCUGCAGACAACUCCGUCAUGAGUUUCCUGAAAACACUGGUCUCCCCAAGCAAAGCUGAAGCCAAAAGUGAUUCUGAAGACAAGGGCUCGAAAGCGGACAAAGGCCAUGGUGGGCACCCUGCUCCGGAGCUGCCGACAGAACCCCAAACUAAAGGAGCCAAGAAAAAGAAGGCAGAGAGUCCCAAGCUAGGACACAGCACAUUUAGCAAACUCUUUAGGCAUAAGGCUGCAAAAGAGACCCAACAGACAACUAAUACCAAAAGCCCUGAGCAGCAGCCUGUUACCUCUGUAAAAUCAGACAAAAAUGUCUCUUCCUCUCAAGAGCCACAGACAACUAAACAGAACACAAAAGCCCCUGAGCCUGCAGCCCAACAGCAGGCAGUGGCCACUGAAGCCAAUAAAGAGGUGAUGAAGGAGAGAGCAUCAUCAGCUCCUAUGCCACUGAGCAAGCUCUUCUGGAAAAAGAACACAGCGGAAGAAGCAGAGAUCAUAAGCAAUGAAAAAGCAGACACGUCUUCAGAAGCGGUGACUCCUGACAAGGAUGAGAGCAAGAGCCCAGAAGCUGCAGAAGUGAAACCUAGAAGAGAAGAAAGUAAAACCCCCAAAGCAAACCUGAGGAAGUUUUUUAAACUGUCAGUCAAGGGUGAUGGAGGAACAAGCAGUUCAGAAGAGGUAAAUGGCUCAAGCCACAGUCACCAAACAUUAAACUCCACAGAGAGGCCAGUUGCCCCAGCUGAAAGUGAACCUGUGGGCCAAAAGAGCAAAGAGAGUUCAAAAGACAAGAAGUCUUCAGUGGUGCUGAGCAAGCAAAAAGGCAGCAAACAGGAAACCAGGGAGCAGCCAGACUCCAGGGAGCAGCCAGCAGCCGAGACCGACUCCAUCCAGAACGGAGGAGACUCUUCGAAGGAACCCUCCUUCAAGAAGACAGAGAAGAGGCAGUCACUCGGAGGGUUUUUUAAGGGCCUUGGCUCCAAAAGGAUGUCUGAUGCUGAAGUGCAAACAGAUCCAGUGUCUAUCCUACCUGCUGGGAAAUCCAAGUAAUGAAUUAACGUGGCUGCUGAAGGAUCAGCAGCUCUCUGCUAGCUCCCUUGCAGUAGAGAUGACUCAUUAUUUUCCUUUUCAUGGCUGUCAUCAAAUGCCUGAGGCUAAAGCAAACACUGGUGUAUCAUUUAAGGUGUAUCAUUUACAGGGUUUGUUCAUUAGAUGUUAGAAAGCAACUCUAAAGAUCAUCAAGCAAUGUGUGGUAUAUUUAAAGAAAGGUCAUGUGGUAGAUUUUAAGUCUAUAGAGGGUAGAGUAUGUAAGGUAAGAAAGUGGCAGCGAAUUAAAGACACAGCAGAAAUAUUGCAUGUGACAAAGGAAUGCAGUUUGUGCAGCAAGGCAUGAGCAACAAAUCCUCAGCUUUCGAGAGCUUUGAAGCAGCCAGGAAAAAAAAAAAUCUCCUUUGAUAAAUGUUAUACUUAAAUGUAAAAACAGCCAAGUCACCUUUUGUGGUUUUCAAUAGAGCUGAAAUUAGCAAAAAGUCUGCAGUAUAAUAGAAUCAGUGGUUAUAAAGUUUUAUUUCAUAUUGGUUAUUAAUGUAAAUUAAAACGCUAAAAUGCAAAGGCUUUACAUGAUUGAGACAACUUCUCUCUUGUCUUGAUGAGGUGGGAUAACAAAUUAAAAUCUAUUUAAGGUUUUAAUAGGAACACAAGGGGGCACCCGCGCCCCCGCCACAGCCCUAACUCGGAGGCUGGAACUACAAUCCUGUUAUUAAUGUUUUUCAUAUGAUAGGAAACUUAGUUGUUUUAUCAUAUAUUUGUUUAUAUCCAUACUUGUAAUUAAUCCUAAUAAAAACCAAAUUCCAGGCUCCUUCCUGCUUCAUAAAACUCCUGUAAUAACUGUAGUUAAUAAAUUUUACAGAAAAUUGCAAUUAGAUUUCUGUGGUUUAUUCAACCCUGGGCCAACCUGGAGGGGGAACUGUGGACCUGAUGUUUUAAUCAACACUAGUAUGUGAAUGAUACAGCAUUGUAUAUUU